AGCAAUUUCUUCCGGCUGCAUUUUGUACUUUGUCCGGUGCUUGUCCUGGCCCGGGGUCUCAAUGCAAGAGAACCUUCAAGUUGCAAACUCUGCCCUUCUCCCAGAAUGAGUGUUGCCCUGGUUGUGAGAGUGGCGCUCCUUGCACCAAGGAUGCAGCGUAGAUGAGAAGUUGCCGGCACUGUACCUCCGCAGCAACAAAGGGAGGAGUCGUUGCUGCCAAGCUUCCCUUCAAAGUGGACCUCCAAGCAAAUAAGCUGUACGGUUGGUGUGCUUGUGGGCACAGUCAGAAACAGCCGUUCUGUGACGGCAGCCACAAGUCUGUCCCCCAGGCUCCGAACCCCGUGCGGUUCCGACUGGAGAAUGCGGAGACCGUCUUCCUCUGCGGCUGCAAGCAGACCAAGAGGCCGCCUUACUGCGACGGCACUCACAAGGAGGACUGGAUCCAGCGCGCUCUUCUCCACGCCACACCUUCCUUGGAAUAGAAAGUUCACGGACACUACUCAGCGUCACGGUUCACCUGAAGUGUUGGGUUUUGAGUUUCAGGACGGUUUUCAGUUACUCUGGGGUUUCCUGUUGUUAAAUCUAACAGCAGGCUUUGUUCAGGGAUUCUUCCCUGUGGAAUUUGGUGUUUGCAGAGAGGUGGGCAAGGGAUGCACAUUUUUAAGUCGAUGGGUUUCAAUUGAUUCUCAAUUAACCUUGGAAAGAAUUCACCACCACUGCAGCUUUUCAACAUCCUAAUUCAACGCAUGUUAUUUGUAUAAAGUUGUAAAAUAUUGCAAAUGUGUAUAUCGACCUGGGAAA
Amblyraja radiata (thorny skate) is the source of this 801-nucleotide messenger RNA. RefSeq names its product CDGSH iron-sulfur domain-containing protein 3, mitochondrial. The record is from RefSeq and is a predicted model, not a curated record. NCBI's taxonomy places the organism in Eukaryota, Metazoa, Chordata, Chondrichthyes, Rajiformes, Rajidae. Gene Ontology annotation, cellular component: mitochondrion. Gene Ontology annotation, molecular function: 2 iron, 2 sulfur cluster binding. The transcript has 3 exons. Bases 162 to 482 code for a protein of 106 amino acids.